Molecule: messenger RNA, 160 nt
Organism: Pelobates cultripes (western spadefoot toad)
Lineage: Eukaryota; Metazoa; Chordata; Amphibia; Anura; Pelobatidae
Source: the annotation of a GenBank genome assembly
AAGUAUGGUGGCUCAGCAGACACAGGUACAGAGGAAAAUGGAAUGCAAGAACAGCAAGUCUUGGUGGUAGAACCAUUUACCUCAAAGAGGAGUAUCAGUAGAGGGCUACAGCUGUUAGAAGAGGGGUAUAGGUUGAAGGGCAAAGGGGAAGCUGCAGUAA